UAAACAGACAAAGACUUCUCUCUCUCUGUCUCCGUCUCUCUCUCUCUCUAACAGUCUUCUCUUACUCGUUCAACCAUCAAAAUAACCAUUGUUUCUUCUCCAGUUUCAUUGGCCAAGUGCCAAGCAAAGCAACACAAGGAACAGAGGUUCACAUGGGUCUCUGCUUUUCUUCUCCCUCUCGCUCUGAACUAAACACUUCUUCCCUCAACCGCCCUCAGUAUUCAGGUUCAGCGAGCACUGACAGCAAGAACGUGGGGUCCUCUGCAACCACUGCCACGACAAGCAGCGCCGAGAAGAGUCAAUUUUCGGAGAUUACAAGUGGAAGCUUUGACGGCGAUGGAUCUGUUCCUCUUCCUUCCCCAGGUGGCCAGAUUCUUGAAAGGCCAAACUUGAAGGUGUUCAGUUUUGGGGACUUGAAAUCUGCAACAAAGAGUUUCAAAUCUGAUACAUUGCUUGGUGAAGGUGGUUUUGGCAAAGUUUACAAGGGUUGGUUAGAUGAGAAGACUCUCACACCUGCAAGAGCAGGCUCUGGGAUGGUUGUUGCCAUCAAAAAAUUGAACCCAGAAAGCACGCAAGGAUUUCAAGAGUGGCAGUCAGAAGUCAACUUUUUGGGAAGGCUCUCUCACCCCAACCUGGUCAAAUUAUUGGGUUACUGUUGGGACGAUGACGAGCUUCUUCUUGUGUAUGAGUUCUUGCCGAGGGGAAGCUUGGAGAAUCAUCUCUUCAGAAGAAAUCCUAACAUAGAACCACUUUCUUGGAACACCCGAAUUAAAAUAGCUAUUGGUGCAGCUCGGGGCUUGGCUUUCUUGCACACUUCUGAAAAGCAAGUCAUAUACAGAGAUUUCAAGGCCUCAAAUAUACUCCUCGAUGGGAAUUACAAUGCAAAGAUAUCAGAUUUUGGCUUAGCUAAAUUUGGGCCUUCCGGGGGAGAUUCACAUGUAACUACCAGGGUCAUGGGCACAUAUGGUUAUGCUGCUCCAGAAUACAUUGCAACAGGCCACUUGUACGUGAAGAGUGAUGUGUACGGCUUCGGUGUUGUGUUGCUAGAAAUGAUGACAGGCAUGCGAGCACUUGAUACAAAGAGGCCAACAGGGCAGCAGAACCUGGUUGAAUGGGUUAGGCCUUUACUCUCAAAUAAAAGGAAGUUGAAAACCAUAAUGGAUGCAAAGAUAGAGGGCCAAUAUUCACUCAAGGCAGCAUUGCAAUCAGCACAGCUUACACUAAAAUGCUUAGAAUCUGAUCCUAAACACCGUCCUUCUAUGAAAGAAGUAUUGGAGGCAUUGGAAGGAAUUGAUGCUAUUCAGGACAAAUCCAAGAACCGCAAUUCUCACCAUCCUCAGCACCACAAUUCUCAUCAAUCUCAACUUCAUUCUCGGCAGAGAGUUGUACAAGUAUAAAUAAUGAUAGUCAUAAUAAUAAAACACUUGAAAUUGAGGUUGAUAAGUAAUAUGGUUCAAUGAAUAGGCUGAAUCAGUCCCUUAUUAGAUGUGAUUUUUUUUUAUUGUGCUGGUUGGAUGGUGAGAUAUUCACAAGCCUUUUUAUACUGUGUAGUUUUUAUUAUGAUGAUUUUGUUUAGUUAUACACAUUUUUCCAAAGUGGGAAAUAAUUGAGUA
Molecule: messenger RNA, 1613 nt
Organism: Gastrolobium bilobum
Lineage: Eukaryota; Viridiplantae; Streptophyta; Magnoliopsida; Fabales; Fabaceae
Product: probable serine/threonine-protein kinase PIX13
Exons: 6
Coding region: 153-1397 (414 amino acids)
Biological process (GO): protein phosphorylation
Molecular function (GO): protein kinase activity; ATP binding
Source: RefSeq, a predicted model, not a curated record